Molecule: messenger RNA, 342 nt
Organism: Postia placenta MAD-698-R-SB12
Lineage: Eukaryota; Fungi; Basidiomycota; Agaricomycetes; Polyporales; Adustoporiaceae
Exons: 1
Source: RefSeq, a predicted model, not a curated record
CCAGAGACUCCAACACAGCCAUGCAAGCGCAGACAUGGCGAGAAUGUCCUGCCACACGACUCAUCCUCGAAAAAGGGGAAAUAUACCCCUAGGAGAAGUGAUGCUGAGAAACUUGAAUAUAUGUUUCAUAAGCUGUCCAACAAAGUUAGGUGGACAUUCCCUGAAUUUUUAUAUCAUACAUUAUCCUUCCGUCUUUCUCGUCCACGUUCUCAUGCCCAGUAUAUCCAAUACUUCUUACGUGGCCGCGACAAAUACACGUUUGCUAUGAUACUUGACUUGGCACUUCAUCAUCCGGAUGGGCGCGUUCAGAAGGAUUCUAAUGAAUCACACUUAAUGUAUUCU